AAUCAUUAACCCUCAAUCCAAACAUUGUAGGUCGAUCUACAAAACUUCUCCACAAAAUUUCCAAACACAUCCUUGAAGCCCGCAAAAAUCCAACAAACUCCAUUCCCACACCUUAUACGCAUAUAAUCCGAAAGCUCAAUACUCAUCAAUGGCCUCUGCGCUUCACUCUUCCCUUUCUCUUUCAGAUAGUCGUAUCUUAGCUCCUUUCCCCACCAUCCCACACCAUUCUGCACGAUUUUCCUCCAACGUUUUUCAUAAGAAACGACACCCUAUAAAGAGAAAUUUCGUCUGCAGUCACGGCGGUAUAAAUGAAAUCACGAUCGUUGAUCUUCCCGGAAAUAAAGAAUCAAGAGCUGACCAUAUAAGGUCUUUGAAGCUCAAGUUAUUGGUAAUUAAGAAAGUUAUGCUCAUAGGAGAACUGUUUUCUCUAGAAGAUGACACUAUGGAUUUGUAUAUAUCAAUGAGUAUUCUUCCAACCGGGAAGGGAAUUCGCUGAUCAGACCAUGAAUGCCGUCUACAAUGAAGUACUUCAAAUCCUGUAAUUAGGCUUUUAAUUAUAUGAACUUUUUAAUAGUGAUGUAUCUUACUUUUGCCCUUCUUUUUGUGCAAAACUCUCUGUGUAAGGCUUACAUUUUCUAUAUAUGUACUAUUACUACGCAGUACAUUUUAAUAUUUAACAAAAAUAAUACUAUGUAAUUCUUUU
Molecule: messenger RNA, 703 nt
Organism: Cuscuta epithymum
Lineage: Eukaryota; Viridiplantae; Streptophyta; Magnoliopsida; Solanales; Convolvulaceae
Source: the annotation of a GenBank genome assembly